CAAGGAAGUAAUAGGCUUGCGUAGUAGGAGGUGUACAGUACAUAAAAUCCAUGAAUGAGAAACAAACGCUUGACAGAUAAACUUCUGAAGCUAAUUGUCACAGUUUUAGAGUAGAAUAAGGUAUUUCUUGUUUUGUUUUUACUUAUGGAUAACAAAGACGAAGAAGGGGGUGUUCUUGACCCUGAAGCACCUGAAGAAGGCCCUUCAGCGCCCCCAUCUUGUCUGUUGGAUACAGUGUCUGGCUAUGAAGGGACGCCCUCAGAGGGAGUUGGUGAAGAUAAGAUAUAUCCUCCUCCCUCUGACAGGGUGCCAAAGCCAGAAAAUGAUCGGAAUGCAUCUGUCCCUCAUGUCAGGCUUCCCACAGUGUCUGAAGACACAGCGAGAGCAGCCCUCCUGGAGUAUGUUGGCAGUAAAUGGACUUACAGAAGUAAACCAGCAAAGGAACUCGUCUUUCGAGAUCUAACGCCUUUCACUGCAUACAGGUAUCGCUUGGAAACAUUUACAGAAUCCAGAGGAACUGCCUGGGCCUUUGAACCAUAUACUAAUCAGCUUGUAGAUGGACCUCAGUAUGGCGUUCCUCCCCCACCCUGGGAUGUUGUGGUUGAGGUUCCUCCCAUGUACACUGAUUAUUGCCAGAAAGUCAGGGUGCCCCACACCUCAUUUGUCAAGAUGUGCCACCGAUGCCAUGGGAAAGGCCGUGUCCGAUGCAGUCAGUGUCAUGGAUGGGGUAAGACACGGUGCACUUCCUGUUUUGGAACGGGGCGUAAAAGUGGAAAACAUUGUACAUUUUGUCAUGGAUCAGGACGUAGAAGGUGCUCUCGCUGUUCAGGACGAGGUACUAAAACAUGUGACAUUUGCAAAGGACACAGAAAUCUAAUGCACUUCAUUCAGUUGAUAGUAACCUGGAAAAACCAGAUUUAUGAGCAUGUACCUGAUCAAUGCCCUGGUUUUCCAGUGAAACUAUUUGAAAAAGUCAAUGGAGAUAAAUUUUUUGUUGAUGAAAGUGCUCUGGUUUAUCCGAUAGUGGGUUUUCCUGAAAAAGAAAUUUGCGACGCCUCCAAGAGAGGGAAUGAUGAACACAUGGCCAGGUUCUCACGAAGCAUGCAUAUCCUUCAACAGCGCCAAACCAUUGAGCUGAUUCCUCUGACUCAGGCCUUUUAUGAAUAUAAAGAACAGGAAUACAAUUACUUUGUGUAUGGUAUUGAGAACAAGGUUCAUGCACCAAAAUACCCAUCCAGCUGCAGUAUCCUGUGAAGUGUGGAUAUGUUCCUGUGAUGGGGUACCCGGGGGGGGGGUCUGGGGAAUAGUGGGUGACAGGGAGGCAGUUAAAAUACUCCCUGCAAAAACACGUGGUGUAUAAAUAAGGUGAUGACUGGUGUUAGCGUGGUUAGUGUGUUAGAGGUAAUGCUGGUGUUAGAGGUAUGUGGUGAAGUGUUUUUCGUGUUUUGUGCUGUGCCGUUCAUCCUGUUUUAUUUACGUCUGUGAGUGUUUUGUAUAGUCCUUUUGUUUUGGCCCUUGUGCCUUUUAUUUUAACCAGUGUGUUUUGGUUAGUGUUUGUACCAGUUUGUUUUGUUAAUGUGUUGGAUUAAAAAACGCAAUAGUGUGUUUAAACUUGCCAUCUCUGCCCCCGAAUCUCUUCCUGAUAUUCACCAGCCUGGGCUGUGACGUCUUCCUGUCACAGGGCCUGAAAGAAGAAAGCAAGUCUGCAGCUUUGUAUUAAGAAACUUUAUGAACAAAGGUACCAGAAAUGGUGGGGACUCAAUUUCAAUUCUCCAAGAUAAGAAGAGACUGGAUCAUGCAGAGACUUAACAACUACAGCGGAUAGAUAACACUUCCUCAAUACACCAGACCACAUAUUCUCUAUCUUUAGGUAGAUGAAAGCCCUUGUUAUCUUUGCUUACAAAACCAUCUUACACCAUUGUAUCUUAACAUUUAUUGAUUACACCAAACAGGUCAUACUUUCUUGGGUCUCACACAUAUUUUAAUUUGCAAACAGAACUUUUUAAAAAUAAUAUUGCUUGUAAUAAUAAUAACAAUGUAUUUUCUGUAAUGAAUUUACACAUUUAAAAGUGUAUUGAUUUUAGUGCAAUUGUAUAUUUAUAGUUGCCUGUAACACUACUUAUUCUAUUGAAUAAUACUCUUAUUUUGUUUAUAAGAAAUACAUAUGAAUCAUAUCUAAAAUAAUUUCAGUCAAGAUAAUGUUUGAAAUAAAAAAGUCUGUAUCAUCUAAACUUCACACAAUACUUAACAAUGCUUAUGACUUGUCGUUGUGUUGUGUACAAACUUUUAAAGAAUUUAAAAAAUAAAAAAAACUUUAUGCUGUUGCAUAAAGUUGCAAAUCA
Messenger RNA from Acipenser ruthenus (sterlet), 2342 nucleotides. Its product is annotated as protein SSUH2 homolog. The coding region runs from base 145 to 1254 and encodes 369 amino acids. The transcript has 12 exons. Lineage: Eukaryota; Metazoa; Chordata; Actinopteri; Acipenseriformes; Acipenseridae. The record is from RefSeq and is a predicted model, not a curated record.